AUGAUGGCAGAACCCAGCCCGGCCACGAAUGAUGUACCGGAUACACGGGCAGAGGCAUCAAACACGACGACAGCAGAGUCGAGCGAGACACAGACAGAGUCGACGGCAUCAGCAAGUCAUCAAGUGGCAGCAGCAGCGUGUGGUCAAUGCGGCAAAUCGGCAGACUCACUCAAACAAUGCAUAAAAUGCCACAGCGUAGCCUACUGCAACAAGGACUGUCAAAAGGCACAUUUCAAGGCACACAAAAAAGCAUGUCCCAUCUUGGCGCAAGAGUACGUAAAACGGCAUGAGCCCAAGAUGGCAAGUCGAUCGAGCGGGGCAGCAAAGGGAGGGGCGCGGGAGAGAGGGCUGCAGAAGUGGCAGGCCCGAAAGGGAUGCGGCGCUCUUGUCCAGACUAUUAGUGGGCUGCAGCUGCAUGCGUGCGAUGCAUCAGAUAGAGGCGCUAGCUGGUGCAGCGUGACUGCACGGCGCCUUGGUCGUCUGCAAACAUCACAAUCGACGUUUGCCAUGACCGAUCCCAAUCCCCGGUCCCAAGUCUUCGACCAGCUCCAUGCUGACACUACCACCCUUCUCCCCUCCCAACUCCCUUACCAACCCCACGAACCCCUUCCCAACUCCAUCCCACCGACACCGGAUGAAGCAGCACAAGCGGGUCCCUGCUCCGACACCGUGGUUCCCGACACCUUUUCUUCAUUUCUCGACGCUUCCCUGCCGCAGCCCUUCCCGCUGCCUUCCGCCUUACCCCAGCCUCUCACCACGCCCAUCACCGAAGAUCGUCCACAUGUCGAUCUAACCCUCAACUUACCUCAAAGUAGUCUUUCGCUUCCUCCACCAACAAUAAUCAAAGCAAAGCAUAAUUUACGCCUGCCCUCGUUCCAUGUCCUGGGUAUUGCCGCGCCCCACCCAGACCAUAUUCUGACCCAACCUGAUCUGCCCUUCUCUCCACUAGGCGCGGGACCGCUAUCAAAGCCAGAAGACCCUCUCCAUGCACUCAGCCCGCUGGCUCACAGUUGCAACAACCACGCCACGGCCGCCCUCCUCCACACCCCCGUUACCAGUCCGAAGGCUGCAACAGCACGCGUGGGCCCUUCUCUCUCCACCCACACACCCCCUUCGGACUCGGAGCCAGGAACCAUCAACUGGGGUUCCUUUAUGAACCCUCGUAUUGCCACACUAGGCUCGCCUCCCCACUCGGAUCCAGGCGUCUCGCCCAGUGCAAACAUUACCGCUCGUGAACUAGCUCCUCCCCAAGCACAAAUCAUCGUACCAACUCACGCACCACUCUCCGAAGUACAGGGAAUGGCUACAUGGAUCGAAAUGGCCAAAAGCACAAUCAUACACGAAUCUGGAUGUCUGGGCCUAGACUCUGUCAGAAUUCUUUCUCAUGCCCUUCCUUGUCCUUCUACAGCGGGUCAUGUGUUUGGCGACGUUAUUGCUUCGAUUCACGACGCUUCUUCGACACACACUUCAUGGAUCAAUGUAUUCCAUGCUCUCCCUGGACGCUAUACCCUCCUCGACUUGCCCAAGUCGCCCCCUUCAACACCAGGCCCCGCAGUCGGAGGUGACUCAUACUUUACCAGCAAGGUCUUUGACAGUGCAGUCGCCAUACCGGACUACCAGCUCGACUCGAAACUUUUGCCGCCAUCCCCUAGACCUGUAGUUCCCCCGGGAAGUAUCAACAUAUCAAUUGUCGAAAGAUACAUUCCGCCCACGAAUACAAACGAAUUCGCCGAAAUGUUUACAUUCCACGGCCGGUCCUUGUUAUACGACCGCUUGAUCGAACUCUCCAGUGACAAUGGCAUUUUGCUCUUCAUCUACCCAACAAAGACAGGCGCAAAGACGUUUAUGAGGCAGUACCUCGGGCCCAUCCUCGAUCCGCUAUUGCGUUCUGUGACGGUAGUACACGAGCUUCACUCGGAGCUCGGAAGAGAUAUAGGUCAAAUGAGCUCGGUCAACUACCUUGAUGUUUAUGAGCAUCUAGAAGUCCAAGUGCGAAGAUUUUGUCACGCAAUGAGUGAACGGCACCUCAGGGCUGACAAAAAGGCGGCGUACCAAGUUAUACAUGCUACAAAAGAAGAUGUUCUACUAGAAAGAUCAGCAUGGGCAGACGAUUGGUGGAUUAAGCAAGAAAAGCCUCGUGUGCGAGACGUCGUCAUGAAGUACUUCAACAAAUCCAAGAAGCUUCCCAUGGGCGAAAUGAGCGCGGCCUCGCUUAUCCAGCAUGUCCUCGAUGGCGUGUCAAAACGAGAGUAUCAAGACGGAGCGCCUACCAAGGGUGUCGAGGUGGGCGUCUUCAUAAUCAAGAAAACCAAAGCUACAACAACAGCAGACCAAUAA
Molecule: messenger RNA, 2337 nt
Organism: Bipolaris oryzae ATCC 44560
Lineage: Eukaryota; Fungi; Ascomycota; Dothideomycetes; Pleosporales; Pleosporaceae
Exons: 4
Coding region: 1-2337 (778 amino acids)
Source: RefSeq, a predicted model, not a curated record